GAACAAUACUAAAGCAGACCGGCUCAUUUUUAUGUUCUUUCCUUGUAAUCUCGGUCAACUUUUCUGUUCUGUUUUUUCCUUUGUGGGAUUAAUAAUAACGCUUUUGUCUUUAAACCCCUUUGCACUGCAUACACUUCCUGUCUCUCUUCGAAAUCCGUUCGAGUUUCUCAAAUCAGCGUCGCAUAUUCUAAGCCAGAUCUUCCACAUCACUUUCGGCUCUUCGCUUUAUCUUACAAGAGUUGGAAUGGAGUCUGAAUUCAAAGCAAUGCUCGAUGAUCUCGAUGUUCUCGAGAAGUCUCUCUCCGAUCCAGCUCCGAUCCACAAGCUGCGAUCACAUGUUGAAAAUAUAGCGACCCUGUCUAAAUCUAAUCCUCACCGGCGUUCCAAAGUCAAGGAACUAAGUUCGGAAGUGGUAGAUAGUAAUCCUUACAGUAGGCUCAUGGCGCUUCAGCGGAUGGGUAUUGUGGAGAACUAUGAGAGAAUACGAGAGUUUUCAGUCGCCAUAGUUGGAAUUGGUGGUGUUGGAAGUGUUGCGGCUGAAAUGUUGACCCGAUGUGGUAUUGGCCGUCUUUUGUUGUAUGAUUAUGACACAGUGGAACUAGCUAACAUGAACAGGCUGUUUUUUCGACCUGAUCAGGUCGGUAUGACAAAGACUGAUGCUGCUGUCCAGACCCUUGCAGAAAUUAACCCUGACGUUGUACUUGAGAGUUUCACAAUGAACAUAACAACAGUGCAAGGCUUUGAAACCUUUGCGUCGAGCUUGAAGAACAAGUCAUUUUGUCCUAACAAGGAGGGCAGUGGUGUGGAUCUUGUUUUGAGCUGUGUCGAUAACUAUGAAGCAAGAAUGGCAGUAAACCAGGCAUGCAAUGAGCUAAGCCAGACGUGGAUGGAGUCAGGUGUUUCCGAAGAUGCUGUUUCAGGCCACAUACAGCUUCUGGUUCCCGGAGAAACUGCUUGUUUUGCUUGUGCACCUCCUCUGGUCGUGGCAUCUGGAAUUGAUGAACGGACACUUAAGCGAGAAGGGGUCUGUGCUGCAUCUCUGCCUACUACUAUGGGUGUCGUUGCGGGGCUCUUGGUUCAAAACUCUCUCAAGUUCUUGCUAAACUUUGGUGAAGUUUCUCCAUACUUGGGAUACAAUUCACUGAAGGAUUUUUUCCCAACCAUGCAAAUGAGACCAAAUCCACAGUGCUCGAAUGGAGUUUGUCUGGAGCGCCAGAAAGAAUACAUGCUUGCAAAACCAGCAAGGGAUGCUGCCGCUAAAGCAAAGAUGGAAGCUGAUGCAUUAACAGUUACGGAUGAUGGUCCAGUCCACGAUGAUAAUGAGUGGAACAUAAGUGUGGUCGACGAUGAAAAUGAGAAGGAUACUACAAAAGCUUCCUCAAGUUCAGAUACAUUGCCCGAAGGGCUUACUCGGGAGCUUCCAGUGGCAGAUGAGUAUGAGAAAGGAAUAGCUAUAGGUUCUGGAGAGGCAGAGGAGGAGGAUGACCUUGAAGAUCUGAAGAAGCAGCUCGAAGCUCUUAAUGCUGCUUGAGUCUUUAUGGGAGACACAGGAUAUAGUUGUUUAGCAAUUUUUACUUGAAAGAGGCUUCAAAUGCAAUUGUGUAAGCAAAAAAAAUUGUGUCCCUUACAUUACAUUACUUUCUUUUCUAUAAAACGUAGGAGAAAUUCCCUCACAUUAUUUCUUUUCUAUUUGUUAAAGGUUUUACAUUUUGAAUUUUUACUAAAAACCUUUUUUUCCUUUUUACUUACUAAUUGGAUGUAAAAAUAUCUAUUUGCGGAUAUAAAAAGAAAAAUGAAAUUUCUCUAUAUUUUUUUUUGUAAAAACAUAAGUUGUAGAGAAUUAUAUAAAAGAUUGUCUCCCUUAUUUUCCAUAGUCAUCGUUUGGAUCGAAAACGUUUGUUAUAAAUUUUUAGUUUGUCUGUUAA
Molecule: messenger RNA, 1925 nt
Organism: Thlaspi arvense
Lineage: Eukaryota; Viridiplantae; Streptophyta; Magnoliopsida; Brassicales; Brassicaceae
Source: the annotation of a GenBank genome assembly